Messenger RNA from Orycteropus afer afer, 1908 nucleotides. RefSeq names its product thioredoxin reductase 1 (gene TXNRD1). Gene Ontology annotation, molecular function: flavin adenine dinucleotide binding; glutathione-disulfide reductase (NADPH) activity; thioredoxin-disulfide reductase (NADPH) activity. Gene Ontology annotation, cellular component: mitochondrion; cytosol. Lineage: Eukaryota; Metazoa; Chordata; Mammalia; Tubulidentata; Orycteropodidae. The record is from RefSeq and is a predicted model, not a curated record. Gene Ontology annotation, biological process: cellular response to oxidative stress; glutathione metabolic process; cell redox homeostasis.
AUGGAGCAAGUCCUGCUAAUUUGCAAGGGCUUCAUCGCGCUGCCCGAGGGCACACAGCCGGGAAGGCCCCGGGCCCCGGAAGCCCCGCCCCGCCGCGGUUCCCGCCGCCGGCGGCGGAAGAAAGACUUUACAGCCUCCACUCUGCUUUUGUGUACAGCGGAUGGGCAGGGCCUGGAAAGAGCGCUCUCGGCAUUGACCCCCGAAACCGAAGUGCCGGUGGUGUUUGUGAAACGGAGAGAGAUAGGCGGCCAUGAUCAGACCUUGAAGGCUUAUCAGGAGGGCAGACUUCAAACACUGUUAACCAUGAAUGGCUCUGAGGAUUUUCCUGAGUCCUACGACUAUGACCUUAUCAUCAUUGGCGGUGGCUCAGGAGGACUGGCAGCUGCUAAGGAGGCAGCCAAGUAUGGCAAGAAAGUGAUGGUCCUGGAUUUUGUCACUCCAACACCACUUGGAACUAGAUGGGGUCUUGGAGGAACAUGUGUGAAUGUGGGUUGCAUUCCUAAAAAAUUGAUGCACCAGGCAGCUUUGUUAGGACAAGCCCUGCAGGACUCUCGCAACUAUGGAUGGAAAGUCGAGGAGACAGUUAAACAUGACUGGGACAGAAUGACAGAAGCUGUACAGAAUCACAUCGGCUCACUGAACUGGGGCUACCGGGUAGCUCUGAGGGAGAAAAAGGUCACCUAUGAGAAUGCUUAUGGGCAGUUUAUUGGUCCUCAUAGGAUUAAGGCAACCAAUAAUAAAGGCAAGGAAAAAAUUUACUCAGCAGAGAGAUUUCUUAUUGCCACUGGUGAAAGGCCACGCUACUUAGGCAUCCCUGGGGAUCAAGAAUACUGCAUUAGCAGUGAUGAUCUUUUCUCCUUACCUUACUCCCCGGGUAAGACCCUGGUGGUUGGAGCAUCCUAUGUUGCUUUGGAAUGUGCUGGAUUUCUUGCUGGUAUUGGUUUGGAUGUCACUGUUAUGGUGCGGUCCAUUCUCCUUAGAGGAUUUGACCAGGACAUGGCCAACAAAAUUGGUGAACACAUGGAAGAACAUGGUAUCAAGUUUAUAAGACAAUUUGUACCAAUAAAAGUUGAGCAAAUUGAAGCAGGGACACCAGGCCGACUCAAGGUGAUAGCGCAGUCCACCAAUACUGAGGAAACCAUUGAAGGAGAGUAUAAUACGGUAUUGCUGGCAAUAGGAAGAGAUGCAUGCACAAGGAAAAUUGGUUUAGAAACUGUGGGAGUGAAGAUAAAUGAAAAGACUGGAAAAAUACCUGUCACUGAUGAGGAACAGACCAACGUGCCUUACGUCUAUGCCAUUGGUGAUGUUUUGGAGGGUAAGCUGGAGCUCACCCCAGUAGCAAUCCAAGCAGGAAGAUUACUGGCUCAGCGGCUUUAUGCCGGCUCCAAAGUCAAGUGUGACUAUGAAAAUGUUCCAACAACUGUCUUUACUCCUUUGGAAUAUGGUGUUUGUGGCCUUUCUGAAGAGAAAGCUGUGGAGAAAUUUGGGGAAGAAAAUAUUGAGGUUUACCAUAGUUAUUUCUGGCCGUUGGAGUGGACAAUUCCAUCCAGAGAUAACAACAAAUGUUAUGCAAAAAUAAUUUGUAACGUCAAGGACAAUGAACGUGUAGUGGGCUUCCAUGUUCUGGGUCCAAAUGCUGGAGAAGUUACCCAGGGCUUUGCAGCUGCCCUGAAGUGUGGGCUGACCAAAAAGCAGCUGGACAGCACAAUAGGAAUCCACCCCGUCUGUGCAGAGGUGUUCACAACACUGUCGGUGACCAAACGCUCCGGGGGAAGCAUCCUCCAGGCUGGCUGCUGAGGUUAAGCCCCGGUGUGGGUGCUGCUGCCGAGUCGCCACCACUGAUUGGUUCCUCGCCCAAAUCCAGGGCAGCGCUUUCAGGAAGGUCCUCGGGCUCUUGGCACCUGUGUG